This is a messenger RNA of Cylindrotheca closterium, 708 nucleotides long. NCBI's taxonomy places the organism in Eukaryota, Bacillariophyta, Bacillariophyceae, Bacillariales, Bacillariaceae. The record is from the annotation of a GenBank genome assembly.
AUGAAGGCCCUUAGGCAACUUCCAGCACUUAUAUUUUUCUUCUUCCAAACAGCUUCUGGAUUUCUGCCGAAGGUAAAAGAACGUGGAAAGCCAUCACACAUGAAAAUGUCCUUGAAACCAGCAGCCAUACCUUUGAUGGAUUCGGGGAAAGCACUAGCAAGAUGUGGGGAGAUUCUCAUCGAUCUGACUAGCUCCUUGAAUCUUUAUGGCGGUGGAUUGUCAGCAGCAGGAGCACAAAUACGCAACUCCGGUGACUGUGUGGCACAGGCUGCGGCUUCGUGCCGAUUCAAAACAGCAGGAGAACUUGUAUGUGACGAAUUACGAGAAGGUGCAACGUGCUUGUUAGAAGCGGCAGACAAGCUCAAGCUAGCAAUUGAUGAGGCAUACAUAGAUGACGAUCCCGCACUUGCGGCAGCGAUGGAAAAAAUGGCAGAUACUUUGGGAAAAGCAGGAAAUGAUCUGGAGGGCGCUGGUGCUUGUAUCAUGAUUCGCCUUCCAGUUUCUGAAGUUGGCGUCAAGCUAGGGGGCUGUGGCCAAUCACUAGAGAAAAUUUCGAAACAGAUUCUGGACCUUGCACCUGAACAAGUCGAAUCCACAGAGAGCUCGCAAAGAAUGGCAUACGCAGCACAGAAGAUGGUGGAAGCAGCUAAUGAACUGCAAAGCUUGAAAAAGCCUACUCCAAAAGGAAAAGGGUGGCUGAAACAGUAA